AUGGUUCUGACCACAGGCCUCGCAUUUGCUCAAUUCAAAUUGUUGAAAGCCCCAAUAGAGCUCCUUUCAGAUUUCAAAAUAUGUGGACUCUACAUGCUCAAUUUGUUGAGGAAGUUGCUAAGGUAUGGAGGUCUAAUGGAGAGGCUAAUCCCUGGAAUAAUCUGUAAAAAACUCCAAAAGAAGGUGGAAGCACAUCUGAAGAAGUGGAAUUGGGACACUAUUGGCAUUAUUCAUGAAAACCUGAUUAAUACACAAAGUAAAGUUAUUAAUAUGGAAAAGAUUUUUCAAAGGGGUUUAAAUUCUGAAGUUGACCUUCAUAAAGCUAAUGAAGAGCUUCUAAUGCAAAUUAACUAUUCUGAAAGUUUUUUGAAGCAGAAGGCUGCUUUCUUGUUCGAUGCUGAGGCUAUUGCCCAAGAUGCUGUACAUUACUUCCAAAAUCUUUUUAAUGAUCAGUCAUCUUCUAGAGCUCAGAUCAAUAUAGAGCUCUUCUCUGAUUGUCAAGAAUAUGUCCAUAAUUUGGAACUAAAUAAUAUCCCCUUGGAAGGAGAAAUUAAAGCUGCUUUGGAUUCUAUUGAUGACCAUAAGGUGGCUGGCCCUGAUGGCUUCACUGCUAUGUUUUGUAAGGCUACUUGGAAUAUCAUCCAUGAGGAGUUUGUUGCUGCAGUGCAAAGCUUCUUUAAAGGUAUUGAUCCCCCUAGGUAUUUUACUGCUUCCACUAUAAAUUUUAUUCCCAAAAAUUCCAACAGGGUUGGGUCGGGUGAUUUCAGACCUAUCAGCCUAACAAAUGUUACUUCUAAAGUAUCAGUAAGAUAA
Molecule: messenger RNA, 813 nt
Organism: Phalaenopsis equestris
Lineage: Eukaryota; Viridiplantae; Streptophyta; Magnoliopsida; Asparagales; Orchidaceae
Exons: 2
Coding region: 1-813 (270 amino acids)
Source: RefSeq, a predicted model, not a curated record